AUGUUUUUCGGCUUCGCUGACAGAUCUCGCCCGACAUCGGUCAUCGUCAGUUCGCUAUGGCGGCUCAGCAGAUCGUGCUCGACGACUACCGCACGUUCGAUCGCCCCCGUCAGCCAUACCGCAACAGCAAGAUGUACAACUCAGCUGGCAUCAUGAAGCCCGUGGACCACUACCAUGACAACCGCGACUACGCGGCUCCGCCGACCAUGAUCCGUGGCCCUGCCGACGGAGUACUUGUUCCUCAGAGCUGGCUCCCUGGCGCAUAUGGUUUCCCUGCAGCGGGCUCUAUCCACGUCACGCACCACGCCUACACGAUCCCUCCAGGGCAGUGGAAGGGUCUCCCUACGUCUGCUCGUGGGCUUGGCUACGGCGAGGUCUGUGUGCAGUGCGGAGUAUGGGACCGGGCCCGCGUGACCAACGGCGCCUUGAAGCAGAGCCUCCGCGAGCCGUGCCGGCGCUUCCCCAAGACCCAGCACUACAAGAGAACGCUGGCGCGCCUCCUGCGCGGCGAUGGCCCAUACUCGCGGCCGCAGCCGCAGCAGCAGCAAGGAGCAGCAGACUUGGACAGCGAGGAGGAGCUCGAAUCGCAGCUCGAGUGGGACCUAGGGAGCAGCACCGCCGGGGACGAGCAGGCGCAGCAGAUGCAGCCGGAGAAGGAGCAUAUUCAGGAGGAGGGGUUCGACUCCGACGCCCCCACGGAGAGGAUGGUCAAUGACGCGAGGUGGUCGUGGCCAGCAUCGGAAUCGGGGUUUUCGCCAGCAGCGUCGGGAUCGGGGUCUUCGCCAGCAGCGGCGUCGUCCUCGUCGUCGGGACCCAGGCCGCAGUAGGUGGCAGCUAAGCGACGGUCAGCAGGCCUGUGUACAUAGCUGGGCGCUGGCAGACUGUUAUCUGGCGGAGUCGGGGUUUUCCAGGGGUAAUGUCUCCCCGUCCAGCACGUUUUGAUUCGCACAGCGCUGUCGCGCCCGACGAGCAUUGCUUGAACUUUGCUCUGAACCAGCACAGAGACGACCAGCGCGCACAGUCAGCGCCCCUCCCAGACUUCGCCAUCAGCAUUUGCAAGCCAGCUUGAGAUGGCGAGGCACAGGAG
Prorocentrum cordatum is the source of this 1087-nucleotide messenger RNA. The record is from the annotation of a GenBank genome assembly. Lineage: Eukaryota; Dinophyceae; Prorocentrales; Prorocentraceae.